CCGGAAGUGAACAAGCGUCGACUUCCCCUUAUUUUAGACGCACCGAACGGAUAUACAACAUUCGUUUUUUUAACUCGGCCGAGGAAGAAUUUGUCAGCGAAGUGGCGAGUUUUUUGGCGAGAAGGGCGUGCUUGAAUCCCAACUGUUGGCACGCUUGGUCCCCCCCUUCCUCCUCCUCCUCCCCCCUCCUCCGUGUAUUCCUCCGCCCCAUUGCUGGAUGCUAGCUCGGUGUAGCCAUUGCAUGUCGUAGCACUCCCCCCCUAGUCCAAAGUUGUGUUGCGCCCCGAUUGUUUGGUAUUUUUUCAUUUUUUUACCCCCCUCCCGUCGGAUAUCAGUGUGCGUCAAGAUGGGGUGUACUCUGAGCACGGACGACAAGGCGGCUCAGGAGCGGAGUAAGAUGAUCGACAGGAACCUCCGGGACGACGGCGAGAAAGCCGCCCGGGAGGUGAAGCUGUUGCUGCUCGGUGCUGGGGAGUCUGGGAAGAGCACCAUUGUUAAGCAGAUGAAGAUCAUCCACGAGGCGGGCUACUCCGAGGAGGAGUGCAAGCAGUACAAAGCGGUGGUCUACAGCAACACCAUCCAGUCCAUCAUCGCCAUCAUCAGAGCCAUGGGACGCCUCAAGAUUGACUUUGCCGAUCCGGCCAGAGCGGAUGACGCUCGGCAGCUGUUUGUGUUGGCCGGCUCGGCCGAGGAGGGCUUCAUGACAGGCGAGCUGGCCGGGGUCAUCCAGCGGCUGUGGAAGGACGGAGGAGUCCAAGCGUGCUUCAGCCGCUCCCGAGAGUAUCAACUCAACGACUCGGCAGCAUACUAUUUGAAUGACUUGGACAGGAUAUCACACGGCGCUUAUGUGCCCACCCAGCAGGACGUGCUGAGGACCAGAGUGAAGACGACCGGCAUCGUGGAGACACACUUCACCUUCAAGGAUCUGCACUUCAAAAUGUUUGACGUGGGUGGCCAGAGAUCCGAGAGGAAGAAGUGGAUCCACUGCUUCGAGGGCGUCACCGCCAUCAUCUUCUGCGUGGCUCUCAGCGACUACGACCUGGUGUUGGCCGAGGACGAGGAGAUGAACCGAAUGCACGAGAGCAUGAAGCUGUUUGAUUCCAUCUGCAACAACAAGUGGUUCACGGACACCUCCAUCAUCCUCUUCCUCAACAAGAAGGACCUUUUUGAGGAGAAGAUCAAGAAGAGCCCCCUCACCAUCUGCUACCCAGAAUAUGCAGGAUCCAACACCUACGAAGAGGCGGCCGCCUACAUCCAGUGUCAGUUUGAAGACCUGAACAAGAGGAAGGACACCAAGGAGAUCUACACCCACUUCACCUGCGCCACCGACACCAAGAAUGUGCAGUUCGUGUUCGACGCCGUCACCGACGUCAUCAUCAAAAACAACCUGAAGGACUGCGGCCUUUUCUAAAGGCAUCCAAGCGGACACACAAGGAGCGUCGGACCUUGGCUGACCAACGUCACUUUUAUCGUCUUAUUAAUAACUUAUGUUCAUCUCUAAAAAGUUUUAAUGGCGGGAGUGUAGACAAAACAUUUUUGUGUAAGAUAUUUGUACAACUGUCGAUGGCUGGGGAUUUUUCACCGUUUUUUAAAAUAUGUGCUAUCAUUUUUAAUUUAUAUAUAUAUAUAUAUAUAUAUAUAUAUACAUAUACAGUAUAUGUAUUACAUAUAUAUAUAUAUAUGUCGAGGUUACUGUGGUUUAUCCGUUAUACAGUGCUCAAUACCGGGGUCGAGCGGAAUAUACGUUAAGUCAGGAAAAAACACAGAGGCUAUUUCAUUCCUACAAGCCUGUUUAGCAGGUUUCCCUGCUCUUCAGGGGGUUUACUUUUUUUUUUUUUUUUAAUCCCCUGAAGAGCAGGGAAACAUGCUUGUAGGGGUGAAAUAGCCUCUGUUUGUUUGCUCAAUACCGGGGUCGAGCGGAAUAUACGUUGGGUCAGGAAAAAACACAGAGGCCAUUUCAUUCUUACAAGCCUGUUUCGCAGGUUUCCCUGCUCUUCAGAGGACUAAAAAAAACCUGAAGAGCAGGGAAACCUGCGAAACAGGCUUGUUGGGAUGAAACAGCCUCUGUUUGUUUGCUCAAUACCGGGGUCGAGUGGAAUAUACGUUAGGUCAGGAAAAAACACAGACGCUAUUUCAUUCCUACAAGCUUGUUUCGCAGGUUUCCCUGCUCUUCAGGGGAUAAAAAAUGUUUUUAAAAAAAUCCCAUGAAGACCAGCGAACCCUGCGAAACAGGCUUGUAGGGAUGAAAUAGCCUCUGUUUUUUUGCUCAAUACCGGGGUCGAGCGGAAUAUACGUUGGGUCAGGAAAAAACAGAGGCUAUUUCAUUCUUACAAGCCUGUUUCGCAGGUUUCCCUGCUCUUCAGAGGAUUAAAAAAAACCUGAAGAGCAGGGAAACCUGCGAAACAGGCUUGUUGGGAUGAAACAGCCUCUGUUUGCUUGCACAAUACCGGGGUCGAGCGGAAUAUACGUUAGGUCAGGAAAAAAACACAGAGGCUAUUUCAUUCCUACAAGCCUGUUUCGCAGGUUUCCCUGCUCUUCAGGGGAUUUUUUUUUAAAAGAAAAAAAAAUCCCAUGAAGAGCAGCGAAACAGGCUUGUAGGGAUGAAAUAGCCUCUGUUUUUUUGCUCAAUACCGGGGUCGAGCGGAAUAUACGUUGGGUCAGGAAAAAACAGAGGCUAUUUCAUUCCUACAAGCCUGUUUCGCAGGUUUCCCUGCUUUUCAGGGGAUUUUAAAAAAAAUAAGAAAAAUCCCAUGAAGAGCAGGGAAACCUACGAAACAGGUUGUAGGGAUGAAAUAGCCUCUGUUUUUUUGCUCAAUACCGGGGUCGAGCGGAAUAUACGUUGGGUCAGGAAAAAACACAGAGGCUAUUUCAUCCCUACAAGCCUGUUUUGCAGGUUUCCCUGCUUUUCAGGGGAUUUAAAAACAAUUUAAAAAUCCCCUGAAGAGCAGGGAAACAUGCUUGUAGGGAUGAAAUAGCCUCUGUUUUUUCCUGACCUAUAUAUAUAUAUGUAUAUAUAUAUAUGAUUCUUGCUCCGUCUGUUCUUCUCCCCCGAAGGAAGACUUUUAUUUUUUAGGCGCGUGUGCCUUGCAUGCCUUAGUUGCAGUCUUCUCCCUACGUUGACUUAGAUGUCGGGUUUACGUGCUAGAUGUUUCCAUCUAACUCCUCCCGACACGCCCACAGUCCAGUCCGGUUUUUUUAUUACUUUGCCGAAUGUUUUUGUUUUUAUCACAAGCCCCCCCCCCUCCUCCCUCUCCACGGACAAAAGCAAGUAUGACCAAGUCGCUCUCCGGGCCAAAAUUCCCUCUGACGGUACCGUGAGAGCCACGUUUGACCUUUUUGCAUGUGUGCAGCGAGACCAAAAGCCUGUGAAUGUGUGCGUGUGGGUAUGCACGACGUAAAAAAAAACAAAAGGGACUUUAAUCCUCCACGACGCCUCGUCCUCUUUCAAAGUUGUAUUUUUCUAAGCGAGCAACAAAAAAACCAAGCAACAUUCCCGAUUUGACUCCCAGAAGAGAAGCUUUGAAAGGAGGAUGCCCACCGGAGAAGUGGGACCGAGCGCUCGUCGGAUGAGUGCAUCGUUAUCUCGGCCGUGAUCUGUGAUGGUUUUCACGUUACAUAUCCCUCCUCCAUAAUCCCCCCCGCCCCAGCCUUCUGUUUCCAUUGGAUGGGGACAUCUGUGGACUAAUCUCCAUGAUUUUUGCUAAUAAAAGAGAUGCUGUGGUGAAACCACGGCAUCUUAUGCAACAA
Molecule: messenger RNA, 3747 nt
Organism: Entelurus aequoreus (snake pipefish)
Lineage: Eukaryota; Metazoa; Chordata; Actinopteri; Syngnathiformes; Syngnathidae
Product: guanine nucleotide-binding protein G(i) subunit alpha-1
Exons: 9
Coding region: 347-1411 (354 amino acids)
Biological process (GO): adenylate cyclase-modulating G protein-coupled receptor signaling pathway
Cellular component (GO): heterotrimeric G-protein complex
Molecular function (GO): G protein-coupled serotonin receptor binding; GTPase activity; GTP binding
Source: RefSeq, a predicted model, not a curated record